This is a messenger RNA of Pocillopora meandrina, 618 nucleotides long. The record is from the annotation of a GenBank genome assembly. NCBI's taxonomy places the organism in Eukaryota, Metazoa, Cnidaria, Anthozoa, Scleractinia, Pocilloporidae.
AUGAUGAAACAAAGGCAACGAAAAACAACCUCUCUUAAUGCAAACAAUAUUUAUGGAUGGGCAAUGUGUAAGCCUCUUCCUAUUAGAGGUUUCGAGUACAUGCCUGACUUUGACAACUGGAGAAAUAUUCCUUGCAUUCUUGAGGUAGAUCUUGAGCAUCCAAAAGAGCCUCAUGACUCGCUUAACGACUACCCACUUGCUCUCCAGGGGCUUAUGAUCAAUAAAGUUGAGAAGCUGGUUCUUAAUCUCAAUGACAAGGAGAAAUAUGUCAUUCAUCAUAAGAACCUCAAACAAUAUUUAUACCUUAGUUUGAGGAUCAAAAAUAUUCAUUGUGGAAUAAGCUUCAAAAAAGGUUUCUUUGAGCUGAUGAACAAUUCUGUUUUCGGAAAAACUAUGGAAAACAUCAGGAAUCGGGUGGAUGUGAGAUUAGUUAGCAAACGCAAGGAAGCACAGAGGCUUUCAGCAAAACCAAACUUCAAGCAACUGACCAUAUUCAAUGAAGAUCUCAUUGCAAUCCACAUGAAGCGAACUAAGCUAGUGUUCGAUAAACCGGUCUAUUGUGGAAUGAGCAUCUUCGAUAUCAGAAAAAGGUUGUUGUACGACUCUUACUACAACUAA